Molecule: messenger RNA, 5615 nt
Organism: Pocillopora meandrina
Lineage: Eukaryota; Metazoa; Cnidaria; Anthozoa; Scleractinia; Pocilloporidae
Source: the annotation of a GenBank genome assembly
GUUUUAACGCGUCCAUUAUGGCGGAGAUGUACACUACUUUCUUGCGUUGUAUCUGUUCUUUUCUACACAAAUCUGUGACUGUGUAGGAUUGUUAUUCGCAUUAUUAUUUUUUGAGAAUAAAUCACAUGGAGGAGCCAAAGCCACUAACAUCGAGGAAAAGAAAACGACACGAGUAAGUGCCUCUAAUUCACCUCAACAGCGUAGUAAACUCGAUACCACACGUGGUCGAUUGAACAAGAAAUAGGAGAAUGUAACUUGGGGUAAAGAAUGGCAAUUAGAUUCAGGAAUAACGCUCAUUGUCAUGUGGUCCAAUGAUAUGAUUAUUAAAGGAUACGCAUAAUCAUAUAGGUAGCCAAGUAUUUUAACCUGAUUUCAUGUAUAUUCUCAUACAAUUAUUUGUUUUUGAUAACAGUUGGUGGGCCAAACAUAGACCAAAGGAAGGAAAAGUUCUGAAGAAAUCUGGUACGCUACGUAGGCUCUUGUUUCUUUCUUGUUACCCUUUGUACUUUGCUCAAUUUUUUUAGAACCAGCAUUUUGUUACUGCAGCUUUUACAUUGCCAUUGAAGUUAAUUUACAGAAGAAUCAAACUGGUAUUACGUCUGGUUACAGCUUUCUUGAUGAUGAUCAUUGUUAAAUUUUGACAUAAUUUCCACAACUGUAUGUAAUUAAGUGGUCUUCAUUUUUACAAUGAAGGAUUUCAUCCCUUAAAAGUACAUACUAAGGUGAUAUUGCCAUCAUCAUUGGUCCACAAAUCCUUUGCCAUAUUCAGCACUGACACAAUGAUUAUGAUGACAAUAGCAAUUUUAUGAUUAAAGUUUCCUUCCAGAUGUAGUGCAGGUUACCUGAGACAAUUGUGUAAAGAUGUAUGUUUUUCUCUUUUUUUGUAUGUUCAUCUCUACCUAUUCAUAUUAUUAACUUAAAUUAAUUAUUUAUAUAUUAAUAACUUUAUCUUUUAGACAAAACAGAUAAGCCAGUUAAGACCCCAGAGAAAAAGAAACAAACUUCUGAAGCAACUGGAGAAGAAAAUGAACAAGCUAUUGAUAAACUUGAUAGUAAAGACAAGAACAAAAGAUACAUACUUUUUAUUGGUAGGUGUAAUGAAGCUGUAAUUUAACUUAAAUACAGGCAUGCUAUUCAAUUGAUAAUCUUUCAAUAAGUGUACUCCAAUGUUUUUAAUAUUUAUUGAGCAAGUCAACAAUUGGCAUCAUACACUUCUGACUACAUGGUACAUGUAGCUACAUCUUGUGACAACAAUAUUUGUGAUUAAAUUUGUACAACAAGUAACUUUGCCCUUUGUUGCUGUGAGUAUGUUCUUACCAGCAACAGAAAUAGCCAUGACUUCACUAAAAUUCAUCUAUGACUUGGACAUAAUUAGUUAUAAUGUUUUUUCAUUCCUCAAUUGUCUCAAAAGGAAACCUUCCCUUCUCAGUGAAAGAGGAACAAGUUAAGAAUCAUUUUAGAUGCACAGGUAAUUUAAUAAUAUUUAUUUGGUCACAGAUUCAAAUGGAACUUACUGUUUUGAGACAGGGUGGUGUGUUUUUUUUUUAACUGUUGAUGAUAUAAUUUUUAACUUGAUAGGUUUUUUUUUUUUUGAUCAGCAGCCUUAUGUGGUGUGAAAGUUUUUGGAUCAAUAUCAGUAUCCGGGCAACUGCCCACCUACCCCUCCCCUAACUCAACAACAGUCAAUUGACAACAAGUUAAGGUUAAUGUUGGGUUAGGGAAGGGGUAGGUGGGCAGUUGCCCAGAUAAUGAUAUUCUUAUUCUUAUUCAAGGAGGGCCCUGAGUGAAGCAGAAAAAUAUUUUCAUCACAGCAGACAAAAGUGUGCAAGUAUUAGUGAUAAUAAACAGCUAUUCUGUCUGUUUGUCAAUAGAUAACAUUACAGAAUUUCGACUCAUGACCAAGAAGAGUGGAGAGUCUAAGGGAUGUGGAUUUAUUGAAUUUGGUGACAAGGCUAGUUACUGGGUGAGUGAAAUUACUUCCAUUGUUUGACAUCCUUCUGAUGUAUUACAUGUUAUGAUUAUAGUGAUUUAAUAUGCAGUUACAUCAGUCAUUUUGAUUGGUUAAUAUUUUCUUGCAUUUGUUUCUUUUUGAGCGUCUUUUGUUUUAGAUUCCUCACUAUGUAAAUUACAGUUUGGUUUUCUGUAAUAAACCUCUAAAAAUAGAGACUUGAAGGAGUUCCUUUUAUUAAGGCACAUCUUAAUGAUCUUUUUAACUUGAACUCUUGGGAAAAUGAGCUAACAUUCUCCAAACUUUGCCCUUUACUUUACCCUUAACAAGUAUCCAUACUUAAUAUUAUCAAAGGUUAAAUUUUAUAUUAUUCCUCUACAGAAAGCACUGAAUUUACAUCACAGUGUUCUUGCUGGAAGAAAGAUAAAUGUAGAGGUAACAUGUGGAGGUGGAGGUAAAGGAGAAAACAGAGUGAAAAAACUGCAACAACGUAAAUUAAAGUUUCAGCAAGGAAGGAAAAGAAGGUCAACAACUUCUACAAAAGUCAAAUCAAAACAGAACGAUGAUACAAGCUGUAAUACAUAGACUUGAAUUAUAUUUAUUUCAUAAUAAAAAGAAACUUCUUGUUCAGUUAUGUCUAAUAUUGUUUAGUUUUAUCUUUUUUCUCUGAAAAUGAAUUCAAAAAAGGAAUUAAAUUUACUAGUUUUAUUUUUUAUUAAUUUUUUUUUUGUAACAAACCCAAACAACAUAUUAAUUUGCAUGAAUCAUAUAGCCAAUAUAGUGAAAAUAAAAUUAAAAAAUUAAUCUUUGUACUGAUCUGUAAAAAUAUCAUUUGUCCCUGUAGAGCCCAAGAAUUCUUAUUGCAAUUUUAUUUAUAAUUCUUUUAGGGUCAUGUUGAGUUGUUUGUGGCUGUGAGAUUGUGAGAAGAGGGCUUAUUAAAAUUCAUUCUUUUAGAGAUUCCUUUUGAUUUGUAUAUCAAGCCCCAUCUGUCAUCCAAAGGGUGUUUUUUGUUUAAUUCUCUGGAAACUUUUUACUCUUCUCUUUUAUUCUCUUAUUACCAAACACAAAUGCCCACAUUGCAGAUGUGUGCCAAAUUACUUUACCAACAGAAGCAUUCCAGAACAUUUGGUUCAAAUUGUUUUGUGAGACGGCGCAAAAACCCAUAACAAGUUCUUGGAACAUUUCCAUGUUUCCCCCUAAAUCAUGGAACACCAUUCCUCUCAACAGGGAAUUGAAGCAUGUAAGAAAAGUUUAAAACUCAUAUUUUUGAAGGAUUCUUAACAGCCCCAUAAUUGAUCAAGAUUCAGCUGUAUUUAAAUCAUCUGCUUGUGUAAGAUUUUUAGUACCUGUAAAACUAUUUGUCAAAUGCUGUGGAUAAUUAUUGGAUAUGGCACUGAAGAAGAGGGGCUGGUCACUACACACAUCCUAGCAUUUUACACACAGAGAGGAUUGGUGGAGGGAAAUCAUGCCAUAUGUAACAGGUUGUUUUAUUGUUAGAUCCAUUGGUUAAUUGCCAAAGUAGAUAAUUGAAUUUGACAGAAACCAGUUAAAGGCACUUCUGAUUUUGCUCAAAUGAAACACAAUGUUAAGCUAAUGUUACAAUAAAUAACAAUUUAUAAGAAAUAAAACAUCAAGAUAAAAAAGUAAGGAAAAUGAGAUUUGGUAGUAAUCACCAGAAACUUGAUCAAUGUGCAUAUUAAAAGAAAAGUGAAAAGGGUGAGGCAAUUGGGAAAAUCAUUGAUUUUUUUAAAGGGGCUAGAGAGAUAAAUGCCCCUCUUUCGUGACAAACCAGAAAAUAAUGACUCAGUCAAAUUAGGCCCAUUAAAUUGCCUUAAAAUGACAUUUGUCGAUCAGGUUUGAUUGGCAUCGGGAAAGUAUCGGUAAUCGACUUAUCGCGUCUGUUUGUCAUAACAACACCUGUGAGGCGUCACGUGACCGGCAAUGCGAUAACAAGAAAAUGGCGUCAGAGGAAAGUUUGCUUUUCUGUGUUCCUGAAUUUUCUUCCCAAGUUUUCUCAGGGCUACACAGCCUUAGAAAAGAUGGGAAGCUCUGCGACAUUCAACUUGGUGUAGGUGAUUUCCAUUUGAAGUCUCAUCGUGUGGUUUUAGCUGCUGCGAGUAGCUAUUUUAAUGCCAUGUUUACUGGAGACAUGAAAGAAAGUCGUCAAGAUGAAGUCAUCUUGUUCGGCGUGGAAUUUUCAGCUUUAGAGGAUCUGGUGAAUUUCUGCUACACAGGAAGGAUUGAAAUCAACGUAGAUAAUGUGCAGAAUUUACUAUGUGCCUCCAACCUGCUGCAGUUGGCGAGUGUAAAGCAAGCGUGCGUUGAGUUUCUCCACCGCGUUCUUCAUCCGACAAAUUGCCUCGGUAUCCGGUCUUUCGCUGAUACAUAUUCUUGCAUAGAUCUCGUCAAAGCAGCUGAUGUUUUUGCUGUGAAAAACUUCUCUGAGGUUGCAAGGAGUGAAGAAUUCUUGAGCUUGGCCCCCGAGGCGGUGGUGGAGAUGAUUUCGCGGGAAGAAUUAAAUGUCCGCACAGAAGAAGAAGUUUUUGAAGCAAUUUCAGCUUGGGUGAGAAGAGAAGAAGACGAGCGCAAAGAUUUCCUUCCAGAAUUACUCAAGAACGUGAGACUGCCUUUGAUUAGCCCGCAGUAUCUAUGCGACAAAGUCUCCAGCGACGAGCUGAUAAAGAGUAAUUUAGCAUGCCGUGACUUGAUAGACGAAGCUAAGGACUACCUCCUCAUGCCUGAGAGGAGAUGUAAGCUUCAGUCGAUCCGCACGAAACCAAGGCGUUGCAGUGAAGCUGCAUGUCUGAUUUAUGCUAUUGGCGGCCUGACUUCCUCUGGGGAGGCUCUUAGCACCGUGGAAACGUACGAUACUUUGACCGGACAAUGGUUGCCUGGCUUACCUAUGAGCACGUUGCGUACCCGUGUUGGAGUAGCUGUCCUUGAUAAAAAGCUGUAUGCCCUUGGUGGAUUUGAUGGCCACAAGCGACUGAGCACAGUGGAAUGUUUUGAUCCACAGUUUCAAACAUGGAAGGCAGUUGCUCCCAUGAAUACACGUCGCAGUGCUCUUGGUGCAGUGGUAGUAAGCGGAGGGAUUUACGUUGUAGGUGGGUAUGAUGGUCACAUCUCACUGAGCACAGUAGAGUGCUAUUCUUCUGCAGUCAACAGCUGGAAGUUUGUAGCCCCAAUGGGGACACUCCGCAGUGCUGCUGGUGUCACAGAGUUGAACGGAAAGAUUUUUGCCAUUGGUGGACACAAUGGCUUAUCAAUAUUUAACACAGUGGAAGUGUACAACCCACAAACCAACACAUGGGUGCAGAGUCCGCCAAUGAGUGUUCGUAGAUGUAGAGUUGGUGUUGCCACUUUAAAUGGCCGCAUCUAUGUGUGUGGAGGGUAUGACGGCAGUUGCUUUCUCAACACUGUUGAGUGUUUUGACCCUGAGACUGGGCAAUGGACCUUUGUAGCCCCCAUGAAUACUCGCCGCAGUAGGGUAGCUGUGGUGACUCUAGGAGGAAGGUUGUAUGCGAUUGGAGGCUACGAUGGCUUGUCAAACCUUAAUACUGUGGAGUGCUUUGAUGUACUGAGCAAUAGAUGGACCCCUGUGGCAUCCAUGGGCAUGCACCAAGGAGGUGUUGGAGUGGGAGUGCUUCCUAGAGGACCAUUUUCUUAG